Molecule: messenger RNA, 1377 nt
Organism: Penicillium coprophilum
Lineage: Eukaryota; Fungi; Ascomycota; Eurotiomycetes; Eurotiales; Aspergillaceae
Exons: 2
Coding region: 1-1377 (458 amino acids)
Molecular function (GO): protein binding
Source: RefSeq, a predicted model, not a curated record
AUGGCUGGGUCAUUGCCGCUAGAAAUUCUGCAGCAGAUAUUUUCCUAUGAAUCAGACAGUCUAACACAAUAUGCUUGUGUCUGUCGGCAAUGGCAGCUCGCCGCUGAGACAUUCACUUUCGCCCAUUUGCAUAUCAAUUCGGCGGACCUUGAAAGCUUCCGUCAGAUUCUCGCUUCCUCCCAUUCAACCGGGAGAUAUUUCCGUGUCCGGUCGCUCUCCUUCAAGGUUGUCCUCCCAGCGUACAGCGAUCGCGCCCGAGGUCACUAUGAAAACAAAGAUGAUCGCGAUGCCAAUAACAGAGUCUUCACGCAAGCAAUAAUCUCCCUCUUCAAAAUUCUGAGUUCGUGGCCUUAUCACGACAGGUAUCAAAUUUUACUUCAGAUAUAUGCUAGGUCUCCAAGCGAUUGGCAAGCGGAGCCAGAUUGGAUAGCGCGACGCGCCCGACAACAACGAGGCUAUGCUUUCCCAGAGCAAGACCUGCUAGACCGGCGCUACGAACGUUCAUAUCUGCAGCUGACGGGACGUGUAGCACUUGCUGACGCCAGGUGCAUUACUUCAAUCGAGGUGAAAGGCUCUGAUGCUGUUCGAAAUAUUGGACCAGCAGCAGUAUGCUUGAUCGUUGCUCACCUCCUACGACUGGAAACUAUUAUCGCCAGUCUACGUGACAAGGAGAGGGAAAAUACCAAAAUAUGUGAUACCUUUGGAAGUGACUUCUCCAUUACCGGGUGGCGUCGCUCCCUGCGACAGUUAUAUUUAAGAUACAAGGUACAGGCACCAUAUUCUCAGAGCCUCCUUGUGCCAUUCAACCCGAGACCCAAUCCUCUUUGUCUUGUUCUGCACCGACUUUCUCAGCAAUUGGAAAUUGUUGACCUAUCACAAAUCAUAAUCGGCCCUGAAUUGUUCUGGCCGGUAGAUGCCAGCAACACUAAUCCGUUCUGGCCAAGACUCACCAAAUUUACAGCAAGCUGUAGUUACUUCCCCACAUAUGGCUACGCUCACUUGGAUAAAUCCAUAAAAUUGGAUGAAAAUGCUUCUUCUGUCACAUCAGAUGACUCCGUCGCACUACCUCAUGACCAAGGAAACCUUUUGUAUCUCCAGAAAAAUCGCUUGGAUGAGGUGUUUGUUGCCGCUGGGCGCGCUGCCCACCAUAUGCCUCGGUUGAUUUCCAUGGAAAUCGAUAUUGGUACGCUCCGUGUGCCGGCAUUCGAUUUUUGUUUCAGCUACGAUGCAAGGCUGGGUACAGCAACAUGGACAACCUUCUCGGAGUUCUGUGUGUCGAAUGAAGUUCAACAGGCCUGGGAUCUUGCGGCAAAGAGUCAUGGACAUGGUCAAAUACGUACGGAGGUUUUUCCUGCCGAUUCAAGUUUGUCUUCAUGA